Molecule: messenger RNA, 3501 nt
Organism: Torulaspora delbrueckii
Lineage: Eukaryota; Fungi; Ascomycota; Saccharomycetes; Saccharomycetales; Saccharomycetaceae
Gene: PMC1
Product: calcium-transporting ATPase PMC1
Exons: 1
Coding region: 1-3501 (1166 amino acids)
Biological process (GO): intracellular calcium ion homeostasis; calcium ion transmembrane transport
Cellular component (GO): intracellular membrane-bounded organelle; membrane
Molecular function (GO): ATP binding; P-type calcium transporter activity; ATP hydrolysis activity
Source: RefSeq, a predicted model, not a curated record
AUGUCAGGUCAGCAACCUGGUCGAAACCGGGGUUCAAACGGUGCCAAUACAGAGUAUCAGUUGUACAAUAGACAAGAUGAAGGUGAGAGUGGUAGUUUUCCAGCGUCGAUAGAGUCGCUUUCUAGUCUACACCAGGAAAAAGAUUUAGGAAACUUUGCCAAGGUUUUUAAAGAAAAUCCCAAAAACUUGUGUAAGUUCUUACAGACUGAUGAAAAGAAUGGGAUUCAAUUGGAGCAGCAGGAUUAUCGGGAGACUGCUCGGUUCAAGAAAUAUGGUGAAAAUAGAAUUAGGGAACGCCCUGCAAAGAGUUUUGGAACACUUGUGUGGGAAGCAUUUAACGACAAGACUAUGCUGCUGCUAACAGCAGCAGCUGUUGUGUCUUUUGCCCUCGGUUUGUAUGAAUUAUGGGGGCAACCACCGGAGUAUGAUCCUGAAGGUCAUAAGAUUACUAAAGUGGACUGGAUUGAAGGUGUAGCCAUUAUGAUUGCCGUUGUGGUUGUUGUACUGGUUGGAGCUGUGAAUGAUUACCAGAAGGAACUACAAUUUAUGAAACUGAACCGUAAGAAGGAGGACCGUAAGAUCAUUGUUAUUAGAGAUGGUGACGAGAUACUGAUUUCGAUCUUUGAUUUACUUGUCGGAGAUCUAAUUAAUUUACAGACCGGUGAUGUGGUGCCGGCAGAUUGCAUCUUGGUUGAUGGGAAAUGUGAAGCCGAUGAGUCUUCAGUUACCGGUGAAUCUGAAGCGAUAAAAGUGGCUCCUUUGGAAACGGUAUGGAAGAGUUAUUCGGGUGAUCAGGAUGAACACGAUGAUGAAGCUCCAACCUGUAUGCUCACUUCAGGCUCGAAACUGCUGUCUGGGCUGGGUAAAGCCGUUGUUACAGCUGUAGGUGAGAAUUCCAUCUAUGGUAAGACUAUGAUGUCUCUUGAUGGGGAACCGGAUCCGACUCCUUUGCAGGAAAGAUUAAAUGAACUAUGUGAUAGUAUUUCCGUCUACGGUUGUGGUGCAGCAAUGUUGCUGUUUGUUGUACUUUUCAUCAGGUUCCUAGUUAACAUCAAGCAUGGUGGUAAGUACGAGAAUUUGACCCCCGCACAAAGAGGUGGGAAAUUCAUGAAUAUAUUCAUCACCGCAGUGACUAUCAUUGUUGUUGCCGUGCCAGAAGGUUUACCUCUAGCGGUCACUUUAGCGCUUGCAUUCGCAACAACUAGAAUGACCAAGGACGGCAACUUGGUUAGAGUUCUAAGCGCUUGUGAAACUAUGGGGUCUGCAACUGCAGUCUGUUCAGACAAGACAGGAACACUUACGGAAAAUGUUAUGACCGUUGUGCGAGGUUUUUUGGGUGACUCUCAUUUCAAUGACGAGCGUGAUGAGUCAGACGAGUGCUCAAAGAAAGUUUUCCUUGACAAGUGUUCUUCAGAACUCAGGAAGGAUUUAUUGGCCAAUAUUGCUUUGAAUUCAACAGCUUUUGAAAACAAAUCAUAUAAUGAAGAUCAUGGGAAUCAAGAUGAACAAACUAGUACCGAGAACCCAUUUUCAUCGAAUUUGAAUAAAGUCAAAUCAAAGGCAAAAUCGAUUCAUUUGGACGGUUUGCUUCACCCCGGUGGUGAAGAUAAUGAUGAUGACGAGACACCUCACGCAAAUGAAGAACCUUUUAUAGGAUCGAAGACUGAGACUGCACUUUUAGGAUUGGCCAGAAAAUCUUUGGGUAUGAAGUCUGUACGAGAACUGCGUCAAGAUCCUUCUUCGACGUUUGAUAUAGAGAAAAUCGUUCAAGUUAUACCAUUCGAGAGUUCGCGGAAAUGGGGAGCAAUCGUGGUCAAGUAUCAGGGCUCUGACCAUUAUAGAGUUUUCAUCAAAGGUGCCGCCGAGAUUGUUUUCAGUAGAUGUCAAUAUCAAAGAACCUCAGAUGAUAAAGCUGAGCUUAUUACUAAGGAAAUGAAGGGAGAUAUUACAGACGAGAUUCAGUCCUUGGCAUCUGGUGCUCUAAGAGCAAUUUCUUUGGCUCAUAGAGACUUCCGCUGCAAAUCCUGGCCUCCGGCUGAUUUGAGAGAUGAAGAGGAUAAGAACAUAGCCUCCGAGGAAAAAUUGUUUGGUAAAGCCUUCAACCCUGGGAGAAGAGGAGAGAGUGACGAUCGAUUAGAUGAUGAGGAGAAGGGAUUUAUCCUUGAUAGUAUAGUUGGAAUCCAGGAUCCUCUUAGAGAUGGUGUGAAAUUUUCGGUCGAACAAUGUCAGAGGGCUGGUGUAACAGUAAGGAUGGUUACUGGUGAUAACGUAGUGACUGCUAAAGCAAUCGCUAAAAAUUGCCACAUUCUCUCUGACAGUGAACAGGAAAAUUCGACUUCUGCAAUGGAAGGUCCUAAAUUCCGUCAGUUGAGCAAGAAGGAACGUUUGCGUAUUGUGCCAAAGUUAAGAGUAUUAGCAAGAUCUUCCCCAGAGGACAAAAAGCUACUUGUCAAAACCCUACGGGAGAUGGGUGAAGUUGUUGCUGCCACUGGUGAUGGUACAAAUGAUGCACCUGCCUUAAAAUUAGCUGAUGUCGGGUUUUCUAUGGGUAUAUCAGGGACGGAAGUUGCAAGAGAAGCUUCAGACAUCAUCUUGAUGACUGAUGAUUUUUCUGCGAUCGUUAAUGCCAUCAAGUGGGGAAGGUGUGUCUCAGUGUCAAUCAAAAAAUUCAUUCAGUUUCAACUUACAGUAAAUAUUACCGCCGUCAUCUUGACAUUUGUUUCCUCCGUAUCAUCGAUGGAAGAAAAAUCUGUUUUGACAGCAGUUCAAUUACUAUGGGUUAAUCUGAUUAUGGAUACGUUAGCGGCCUUGGCAUUGGCAACGGAUAAGCCGGAUCCGCUUAUUAUGGAUAGGAAACCUACAGGCCGUUCGACCCCACUGAUAUCUGUGUCAACCUGGAAAAUGAUUUUGAGUCAAUCUACUUUACAGCUGAUAAUCACAUUCUUCUUGACAUUCAAAGGUCGCGACCUUCUGUUUCCUGGUAAGGAUAAACUCACUGGUCAUGAGCAACAGCAGCUUAACGCUUGCACAUUCAACACGUUUGUUUGGUUGCAAUUUUUCACACUGUUGGUCUCUAGAAAGCUAGAUGAAGGGGAUGGUAUCUCGAAGUGGAGAGAAAGAAUCAGCAAAAGUAAUUUAGACUUUUUUCAAGAUUUGUUCAGAAACGGUUAUUUCAUUGCCAUAAUGGCGUUGAUUGGUGGAUGUCAGAUCUUGAUCAUGUUUUUCGGUGGAACUGCUUUCUCUAUCGCUUACCAGACGCCUGCAAUGUGGGCUAUUGCGAUCUUAGCGGGUAUGCUAUCCAUACCGAUGGGUGUCUUGGUGAGAAUUUGCCCUGACGAGUGGGUCUUGAAGAUUUUCCCAAGCAAACUGCUCCGCAAGAUAAAAUAUGUUAUCACUUUGGAAUUUCUAAGAUCUUCAGAAAAGCGCACCUACGAAGACGAAGAGUCUUUGUUAGAGAGAGAUGGGACUCCAAGUUCUGGCAGUACCAGUGAAUACUACUAG